AUGGAGACUUAUCACGGCAUCGUGCGGACGCCCGCAGACGCUAUCAAGCUGUUCGAGGCCUGCAGACUAGGCCUGCUGCCACGUGUGCAGCGCAGAUUGUCCGAGAAGGAGCGUCAGUCGAUCCGGUCGGGUUCAGUUUUUGUUUGGGACGAGAGGGAGGCUGGCAUGCGGCGGUGGACAGACGGGAAGUCGUGGAGCGCGAGCAGAGUGUCGGGCAGCUUUCUCACCUACCGCGAGAUGGAGGGCAAGCGGGGCGGUGGCUUCGGAACGUCGAGGAGGAGCGCCGGCAAGACGCCAGAUUCGGGUCGUGGGAGCGACGAUGUCUCUGACGAUGGCGAGCCCGAUGGCUACCGAUACAAGGCAGACGGCCUGAUGAAGCAGUCCUUCAGCAUUACCACCUCGCAGGGCCAGCACCUGCACCUCAUCUCGUACUACUCGCGCCCACAUCCCAGCGAGCCCGAGCUGCCACAGCCCAGCACCGACCCCAGCCUGAGGCAGAUCGUUCCCGUCAAGGGCAUGUACCCAGAGUCCAGCAUGAACGACCAGCCCGUGCCUGCGACGACGAGGACACCCAUGGCCACAUAUCCACACCCACCACCGCCGCCACACCACCCGGGAGCAUAUCACCCGCAGUACGCCCAGCAGCCAUACCCGGGCUGGCCGCCAUCGCCAGUAGCAACCCCUCCCUACAGCCACUACACAGUCACGGGUCACUACGCUCCAGCACCGCUGCCACACCCUCAUCAUGUCCACCCGCACGGGCCCUACCCUCCACACCCUCACUACAUGGCCGGACCGCCGCCAGCCCAUCUCUAUGACCCGCGACCUCCUCUGCCACCGCCUGCCAGCCAGGCACCAGCUCCACCAGCAACAACAGCGCACACAUCGCCCUACCUGGCCCAAGUGCGCAUCAAGGAGGAGUCACCACGACCACAACACCUGCAGUUCGCGCCAGCACCAGUAACUGGACCAGGCCCCGGAAGGACCAUGCCAGGUCCCCUGCCAGCCGUGUCCGCCCACAGCAACAGCUCGUCGACACCGCCCCCGAGGGCCCUCUCGCAGUCCCCACCAAUCUCCGGGUCUGGCAGCAGCGGCAACAACAAGGCCAGUCUCUCUGCCCUUCUUCACCCGGCGCACACGGACUCGGAGCCCAACAGCGCCAAUCCUGGCAGUAGCAGCGCCACGAGCAGCCCGCGCGGGGCUGGUAACGGUGGUUCGGGCUCGCAGACGGGUUUGGCCGCGAUGGGCUUCCACGAAGACGCGAGGGCAUUGGAUGUGUUGAACAAGAAGUUUUCCAUCUAAAGAGAAGGUGGUGUGGUUGUAGAUGGGAAAGUUGCGACAGAAAGGUCAUGGGAGCGGCGGCAGACUGGCGAAGGAGAUACCCAACUUGGAAGCUUGUGUCUUUCAUGUCUUUUUUUUUUUUUUUUUUUUUUUUUUAAUUCCCAGGCGGCGGAGGAAACCGUGAUAAGGCCUAGGGAAGAGGGAGCAACGAACGGAUCAAUUGCAUCUUACAAGGCGUUUUUGGAAGGGCAUCAAAUAUUUCUUGCGUAUGGGGAGCAUCGCUGUUAUGGCGAGCUCUCUUCUUCAAUCAUUUGCACAUAUUCUUUUCUCUAUUCUUUUUUUCUCUCGGAACGAUACCUGCACAAAUCACUUUGGGAUGGACGAACUAAAUUAUCAAGAUGGUCGAGAUAGAGAGAGCAAGUAAGAAUAGGUGAUGGGCAAAAAAGCACUCGUUUAGCCUAGAGCAGCAGCACAGCAGAGAGUUGUGUGGAGAGAACAAAAAAUAUCAAAUGAAUAUCAAUCAUUUUUGACU
Molecule: messenger RNA, 1813 nt
Organism: Cryphonectria parasitica EP155
Lineage: Eukaryota; Fungi; Ascomycota; Sordariomycetes; Diaporthales; Cryphonectriaceae
Exons: 2
Coding region: 1-1302 (433 amino acids)
Molecular function (GO): DNA binding
Source: RefSeq, a predicted model, not a curated record